This is a messenger RNA of Fusarium redolens, 2483 nucleotides long. RefSeq lists its product as uncharacterized. The transcript has 11 exons. The record is from RefSeq and is a predicted model, not a curated record. Lineage: Eukaryota; Fungi; Ascomycota; Sordariomycetes; Hypocreales; Nectriaceae. Gene Ontology annotation, molecular function: ATP binding; ATP hydrolysis activity. Bases 32 to 2443 code for a protein of 803 amino acids.
CUUCAUCCACAAUUUUCUUACCCCAGUUGUCAUGCGUCCCAGGGUUAUAUCCAGGACCCAAUAUAAAGGCCAAGCCUUUACCACUUCUAUGAAUACAGCUACUGGGAACUUCCAAGACUUGGUCAGCGCGGCCCAAAAUGACUGUCCCACUGAACCUACAACAGAAUGCGAUACUGGUGAAGAUGACUAUGAGGACCAACUCCGAGAAUCUCAGACUCGUCGCCGACCACCCAUGAUGGUGGAUUGGCGUCGCAAGAUUUGUAAUUUUCUCAACAUGUCUGGCUCCUGCACCGACGACGAGAUCAUGGAAGAACUUGAAGCCAAAGACGAUCUUUUGAGAGAGUCUGAGUCCCUGAAACGAAAGGCGUCCGAUAAACAGGGACCACCGAGGGUCCAGGUGAUCAAUAAAAUUGAAUGCAGGACCGAAAACACAUACCGUAUCUACCUAGAUGAGCCUUGGCUUGUUGAAAAUGGGCCUUAUCAAGCGCAUUUGCGUUGCAGCAGAUCGAUUGAGAAUUUGGAACUAUAUUUGGAGAGAAACAAGGACAUCAUAUGCCUUGCGUAUCGUAACUACGUUUGCUGCGGAUCAACACCACCUAUUCGAAACCCUGCCCACUUGGAUUUGCUUUCUAGUGAGUGGGUUGAAAUUGUUGCGGGGGAACUGGAAUCGGCUUGGAGUAGUCUUCUCAACAACGACCCUGCUCGAGAACUUCAGGAAAUGCUUGAUCCUGGCGGGGAUCAUCUCGUUCAAGAAACUCGACAUCCAUACCUUUGGUGGUUUCAUAACCGCGAAAAUAUCGAGACAUGGAAGAAACGGCUCAGUCAAGAGGCUCAAGACCAAAUCGAAGCUUUUCAAUCUUAUUUAAGAACCACUCUUGGCGAUGAGUGGGACACUGUGGAUGCUAUGCUGCGUAAAGGCAAAAUCACUGCCAAGUAUUUGGGGUAUAUCUUUAUACCGGGGCAAAUAGUUAUCGAGGAACCAACGGGACCUUCCAUUACCCAAUGGAAGGCAUAUACUACAACUAGCUGGCUUAAUAUACUCACGCCACUUGCAACUGGAUGCACAAUGGAGGUGGAAAUUUCCGCCAAGCAUUGGGCUUUUGAUGGCAACUUCCAACAAGUCAAUACUUCUCUCACUAUUUCACGCCUACCGUCUAUGACGGAGGAGUUUUCGAUCAAUGCUAUGACAGUUUUUCCGAUGGAAUACUGCGACAAUGAUAUCGUGGACAGUCUCAGAAGACGUGGGCAGAUGUUUUGGAAGUGUCGGCGUCGCAAAUACGUAUGUGCUCGAGAUGCCCCUCAGGAUUAUCAAUACAAUACAAGUUCCAGUUCCCGAUUUAUGAUCGAUAUCGCGACAUAUAACCAGAUGCACCCGCCUGCCAACAACCGACCUGCGCCAACCCCAUUACAGGAUGAACUUGGGCCUCAUGUGAUGGCUCAAGAUGAUCCACUGCCUGACCUGGGUGACGAGUUCUAUAUGUGCCUUCCUACAACUGUUUAUGGGUUCAACAUGCAGAAGAAGGACUGGGUCAAGUUGGAAGUGGAAUUACUUCAAGAGGUAACUUGGAACGAGGAGGCUUUUGAUUUACUAGUAAUGGAACGCGAGACAAAGGAACUGGUACAAGCAGUAGUAACAAACCACCUGGACGAGGACCGGGAUACAGACGUCAUCCACGGGAAGGGAAAUGGGCUCUUUAUACUACUCCAUGGAGGCCCCGGUACCGGAAAAACACUUACUGCUGAAAGUGUUGCUGAAAUCGCAAAGAAACCCCUCUACAGAGUAACGUGUGGCGACGUGGGCACCAAAGCUGAAGAAGUAGAGAGUUACCUUGAAGUUGUGUGCCUCCUUGGAAAGACAUGGGGAUGCGUGGUGUUACUUGACGAAGCAGACGUGUUCCUAGAACAGCGUAAGCUUGACAGUCUUGAUCGCAACGCCUUAGUAUCAGUCUUCCUUAGAGUUCUAGAGUACUAUGACGGUAUCAUGAUUCUUACUAGCAACAGAGUAGGUAUUUUUGACGAGGCGUUUAAAUCCCGGAUCCAGUUGAGUUUACGUUACAACAACUUGGAGAGAGACCAAAGACGCCAGAUCUGGGAAAAUUUUAUCAACCGGCUCGAGAAGCUCGAAUUUCAGCGCACAACGCAGGGUUGCGAGCAAUCAUCUGACGUCUUGCUCCGUAAGCCUCAGAUUAUUCCGAGAGUCGGUGUGGAUAUAAAGAGCAUGCGAGAUCGACUGGAAGACUUAGCAGCCGCUCCGCUUAACGGCCGCGAAAUCCGUAACAUGAUUUCAACGGCAAGACAGCUGGCUGUUUUUCGUGGUGAGAAACUGGCAUAUCACCAUCUAGAUGCCGUCAUUGCAGAAGCACAUAAGUUUGAAAAGUACAUCAGGAGUGUUCAUGAUGGAUUCUCGUCGGAUCAGAUGAAAAAAGAGCAGAGAGAACGAUAGUUUAAUAUAUGCAUUUGCUGUUUUCUAAUGUCAUAUUGUG